Molecule: messenger RNA, 417 nt
Organism: Aspergillus sclerotioniger CBS 115572
Lineage: Eukaryota; Fungi; Ascomycota; Eurotiomycetes; Eurotiales; Aspergillaceae
Product: GPI anchored serine-threonine rich protein
Exons: 4
Coding region: 1-417 (138 amino acids)
Source: RefSeq, a predicted model, not a curated record
AUGUACAUUCUCCAUCUUCUUCACCUCCUCUUGACCAUCACCCUUGCGACAGUCUCCAUUGCAACCCCCACAGCAGCUGCCGCCGCUGCCGCAGAUACAGCGCCAGCACCCACCAGCACCAGCGAUAGCAGUAGUCCUUAUGUGCAAUGUGCGAAGAACAUCCUCGAAGCCUGCCUCGCCCAAAUGAAACCCGAAAUGGACAACUGUAGCCAAAACGACUGGUCGUGUCUCUGUACUCAGAGCAAGAAUAUGCUUACCUGCUACAACGACUGCCCCUCCGACCCCAACCACGUCGGUGCCGACCAACAAAAAAUGGAAUACUGUAACGCGGCGGAAGCCAACUCACUGUACUCGACCACGACGUCGUCGAUGCACCUCGACGGCGUCGACGAAGACGGCGGCUGCAAGUGCGGUUAA